This is a messenger RNA of Dipodomys ordii (Ord's kangaroo rat), 3548 nucleotides long. It is a transcript of the gene Map4, whose product is annotated as microtubule-associated protein 4. Gene Ontology annotation, biological process: microtubule cytoskeleton organization; neuron projection development. NCBI's taxonomy places the organism in Eukaryota, Metazoa, Chordata, Mammalia, Rodentia, Heteromyidae. Gene Ontology annotation, molecular function: microtubule binding. Gene Ontology annotation, cellular component: neuron projection. The record is from RefSeq and is a predicted model, not a curated record. The transcript is spliced from 17 exons. Bases 116 to 3214 code for a protein of 1032 amino acids.
CCCGCUGCGCCUCGGACUCUCGGCUCCUCCCGGCCUUCUCCCGGCUCCCGUCGGGCUGUGACUGUGGCUGAGGUUCCUGCUGCGGCUCGGCCACGACCGGCAUUUGCAGUGCAAAAUGGCUGACCUGAGUCUCGCGGAUGCAUUAACAGAGCCGCCUCCAGAAAUUGAGGAAGAGAUAAAGCGGGACUUCAUUGCCACCCUAGAGGCCGAGGCCUAUGAUGAUGUUGUGGGGGAAACAGUUGGAAAAAGGGAAUAUAUUCCCCUCAUGGAUGUUGAUGAGAAAACUGGGAAAAAGAAGAAAUCAGGCUCAGAUACUAGCCAGGCUGAAGGUACUUCAGCUUCCAAACCAACAGUUCUAGCCAAUGGUGAUCAUGGAAUAGAAGAGAUAAAUACUACAGAUCCCUUUAAGAUGCACCAUGACGAUGGCUUGGGAGAUUUGCUCUUUCUCUCUAGUGAAACUACAAAUGCUGAAACAUUUACAGGGCAAAAUGUUCCUGUGGAAGGUGUAUCUUCCUGUGACAUGUUUGCUCCCACAGCUGUGGUACCUCAGGAGUGGUCUGUAGAAGCUCCAAGUUUUCCACAGUCAGAGUCCUUUGUUUCCCUUGAAGUCACUGCUGAGAGUUCACAGUCAACAGCCAAAGAAGUAGAAAUGGCAUCAGUAGAGGACCAGCCACCAACAAAAACAUUGGAAAUGAUUGAACAGAAGACCACUGCCAUGGUACCAUCUGGAGGAACAGAGGUGGUCUCAAAAGAGAACAUGGCACCAAUCACAGAAACGGAGAUGGCAUUAGCUACAGCCAAGGAUGAACCCACCCAAUCAGAAGUGACACUGGUCGAGGAUAUGCAGUCAUCCAUCGAAUCAGAUCUGUCCCUGGCCAAGAGCAUGGUACUGCCCAUAGAAACAGAAGUGGCUGCAGUGAAGGAUGUCAUAGUGCCUGUAGAAACAGAUGUGUCUUCAGCCAAGGAAGUAUUAUUGCCUCCAGAAACAGAGGUAGCCCCAGGAAAGGAUUUGACACCAUUGAAAGAAGCAGAGAUUGCUCCUUCUGUAAAAGUGGAUUCGGGUUCACAUGACGACAAGGUACCACCCCAAGAAACAGAAAUAGCCCCAGCCAUGGGUAUGAUAUCACUUCCAGCAAUAGAAGGGGCACUGGACAAGGAUACUGCACCAGCCACAGAAAACUCCUUUGCGGAAACGGCUUUGAGCUCACAGACAGAGGUGGCCCUAGAAAGAGACAUGACACUGUCCCCUGAUACCACACUCUUGACCAAGGAUGUAACACUGCCCCUAGAAGCAGAAGUCACCCCGGUCAAGGACAUGACUCCAUCCCCAGAAACAGAAAUGGCUCCGCCCCCUGAAACAAAGGUGGGUCAGGUUGAAGACCUACAUCCAUUUUCGGGACCAGAAGUGGACCUGAGCAAGGAUAUCACUACACCCCCAGAAACAGUGAUGACCUGGGUAGAUACUAUGACCCCACCCCCAGAAAAAGAGGUAGCUUCCGUCAAGGACCUGCCUCUCCUGCCAGAAACAGAGGGAGCCCUGGUCAAGGAUGUGGUUCUGUCUCCUGGCGCAGAAGUGACCCUCGCCAACAAUGAGACCCCAGCCAAGAAUGCCACCCCACCCACAGAGAAAGAGGUGACCCCAGUUGUAGUUAAAGACAUGGAAAUUGCAAAGACCCCGGAAGGAAUAAGUGAGAACUUCCAGGAAAAAUCUCCUCAGGACGAGAGGCAGUCACCCACAACUUCUUUCGUGAUUUCACCAGAACCAGGCCAAAAGUAUAACUUGCCAACAGAUGAAAACUCUCUGUCAGAGAAAUUAGAACAAAAGGAACCACUCAGCAGUCCUCCUUCUGAACUUCCUUCAGAGACCUCAGGAAUAGCCAGGCCAGAAGAAGGAAAGGCUGCUGCUGUGAGUGUGACUGGAAAUGACAUCACUACCCCCCCAAAUAAGGAGCUCCCACCAAGUCCAGAGAAGAAAACAAAGCAACCAUCAACCAAGACUUCAACAUCGAAAGUCAAAUCCCAGCCCACUUCUCUCCUUAAACAGUCAUCUUUAACCACCUCUGGUGGGUUGAAUAAAAAACCCAUGAGCCUUGCUUCAGGCUCAGCACCAGCUACCCCACCCAAACGCCCUGCAGCCGCCACAGCCAGGCCUUCCACCUUACCUGCAAGAGACGGGAAGCUAAAGCCUGCUGCAGAAGCAAAGAUUCCUGAGAAACGGACCUUACCACCCAAGCCCACCUCUGCUCCAGCCCUCAGAUCUGUACCCAAGAAUACCUCGACUGCCCCCAAAGCCACAUCAUCUGCUACUCUUGUCUCUCCUGGGCAGAGCAGUAGAAGUGCCCCCACACACUUGUCCAAGAGACCCACCACCCUUAAGACGGAGGGCAAACCUACAGAUGUUAAGAAGAUGACUUCAAAGUCUGUACCAGCUGACUUGAGUCAUUCAAAGAGUACCUCAGCCAAUUCCACGAAGAGAAAUGCCACUACUACAGGGACGACCGUCCCAGCCCCACCACGAGCGAAGCCCACCUCCGCCCCUCCCCGGCCCUCUGCCACUGCUUCGCUGGAUAAGAAGCCCACGGCUGCCAAGGCCAGCUCUUCUGCCCCCAGGCUGAGCCGGCUGGCCACCAAUGCCUCUUCUCCUGUCCCGGAUCUGAAGAACGUCCGUUCCAAAGUUGGUUCUACGGAAAACAUCAAACACCAGCCUGGUGGAGGCCGGGCCAAAAUAGAGAAAAAAUCAGAGGCAGCUGCCACAGCUGGAAACGCAGUCACUAAAACAGCCAUCCCCAUUGAAAGCACACAGAAAUCACCUGCUGGCAAAGUUCAGAUUCAGAACAAGAAAGUAGACAUCUCCAAGGUCUCCUCCAAGUGUGGGUCCAGGGCUAACAUCAGACACAAGCCUGGUGGAGGAGAUGUCAAGAUUGAGAGUCAGAAGUUAAACUUCAAAGAGAAGGCCCAGGCCAAAGUGGGAUCUCUCGAUAACGUAGGCCACCUCCCUGCAGGGGGUGCUGUGAAGACUGAGGGCGGUGGCAGCCAGGCCCCUCCGUGUCCGGGCCCUCCCGCUGGGGAGGAGCCUGCCAUCUGUGAGGCCGUGCCGGAAGCUGGCACCUCUACUUCUGCCAGUGGCCUCAGCAGCUCCACCCCCUUCUCAGGGGGUGGUGACCAAAGGGAGGCCCAGACCUUGGACAGCCAGAUACAGGAGACAAGCAUCUAACGAUGACAUUCUGGUCUCGUCUUCCCUCUCGUCUUCCCCAUUCCCCUUUCCCUUCCCCUCCUCCCGUGUCACUGCAGAUUGAGACGUACAGGCUGACCUUCCGGGCAAACGCCAGGGCGCGCACCGACCAUGGGGCUGACAUUGUCUCCCGGGCCCUCGGCUCCCUUCCCCGGGCUGUCCACUAGACUUGUGAGCCUUCUAGGUCCCCUUCCUUCCCUCCUCACCUUGCUUGCUCAGGGCAGCAGUAGCCCCGCCCCCGCCCUUGUCCCCGCCCCCUGCCACUUCCUGCCAGGGCCCAGCUCCCAACUUAGCUCCUCUUCCAUCACUGCGCAUC